AUGGCUGACUAUAUCAAGACAUUUCAAGACGAACUAAAAACUUUGGACACCAAGCUUGCUGGUAACAGUGCCUUUGAGCAAUUUGAAGCCAAAACGAAGCUCCCCAAGUCCUACGGUGUCUUGGGUGGUGCUUCGCUGUAUUUACUUUUGAUUUUCAUCAACGUUGGAGGCAUCGGCGAGAUUUUGGCCAAUUUCGCCGGUUUUGCUCUACCCGCAUAUUAUUCGCUAAUUGCGCUCAAAACUACAGACAAAAAUGACGACACUGAACUAUUGACUUACUGGGUCGUUUUUGCUUUCUUGAGUGUCGUGGAAUUCUGGUCUAAGGCCAUCUUGUACUGGAUUCCUUUCUACUGGUUCAUGAAAACCGUUGUUCUUCUAUACCUAGCUUUACCUCAAACUAAGGGUGCCAGCUAUGUGUACAAUAUGAUUUUGAUGCCUUUGAGCGACAAAUACAUCAAGAUUCAUCCCUCCAAGACCGAUGAGAUUGGCUCUAAGAUGGAGAAUUUGGCACCAAAGGGCAAGACCACCGGAUUUUCCACUCACGGAAUUUGA
Messenger RNA from Lachancea mirantina, 552 nucleotides. The record is from the annotation of a GenBank genome assembly. NCBI's taxonomy places the organism in Eukaryota, Fungi, Ascomycota, Saccharomycetes, Saccharomycetales, Saccharomycetaceae.